Trichomonas vaginalis G3 is the source of this 2901-nucleotide messenger RNA. RefSeq lists its product as uncharacterized. The transcript has a single exon. NCBI's taxonomy places the organism in Eukaryota, Parabasalia, Trichomonadida, Trichomonadidae. The record is from RefSeq and is a predicted model, not a curated record. Bases 1 to 2901 code for a protein of 966 amino acids.
AUGAGGGCGUCUUUAACCCGCCCCAUAUUAACGACUCAAAAGGUUCCCGAGUCAGCAAGAGCUAGCACUUCACAGCAACUAACUCCUGCGCAGUUAUCAUAUAAUCCAUCACCAGAGGAUUUGACUUUAAUUUCGACCAUUAAAAAUCAAUUUGAAGGCAUUGUAGCAAAAUCAAUGAAAGUAAUCGAAGAAAACGAAACAAUAUAUGGAAUUCAGACAACUUAUCAAGAUGUUGUUAAACAGACUUUAAAUUCGUAUCAAAUCUUCUAUAACGCAGCAAAUACUUACUUUCAAAAGCAUCAAACUCUUCGUUUAACAGCUGUUACAAACCAAGUUAUUAGCUCAGCUUCGUGUAGAAUUCCAUCACAAAAUUUUGGAAAAGAUUGGAAAACAUUUUCAAAACAAAUAGAUCUGCUUGCUGAUUCCCACCCUCCACCGCACAUCUCUGAGAUACAAAUUCGCUUUCAAAGUAUUAUAUCUGCGAUCGAAAUCAUCAAUACAAGUAAUUCACGUAGAAGGUACCCAAGUCUUACUCUUAAUGGAUGUGUUGGUAGUAUUUUAAACUUAAAUUCAUCCCUUAAACAGAAAAUAACGGAUUUAUUUUUACAGCCAAUUUUCCCUAAAUUUGAAGGAAAUGUAUUAAAAUCCUAUAUUGAUGAGAUGCUAACAUAUAAGCAAGUGCUAACAGACGCGUUUUCUAAUGAAUUUGUGCAAAGUGGUAUUAUGCCUUGUGAUCUCUCAAGAAUUCGAGGUAAUAUAUUCAAUGAUGUUGAUGAUAUUGUCAAUUUGAUCAAAAGUUCAUUUGUAUUCCCUGAUGAAAUGAAAGAAAUUCAAUCUGAAAAAAAUAAUCUCGAUAAAAAUUUGAUAUCUGUAUUUCAAAAGCUUUCAAUACCAUUUGCAGUUGUUAAGCCAUUGAAUCCUUUAGUUCCUACAAAGAAGCCUGCAGAAGAAACAGAAGAAGAAAAAGAUAAAAAACCUGUUCAAGUUUCUGAAGAAGCUGAGUUGCUUCAAUUCAUUAUUAAUCAAAUAGGUGAUAUAACAGGAAAUGCUUUCAGUGAAACAAAGCGUGAUGCUGUAAAUGAAAUUAUUUCAUAUUAUUUGAACCAAGAAACAAUAUUAGCUGGUAAAAUAACAGAAACGACUAAUCUCAAGAAUAUGUAUGAUACACAAAAACAUCAGUCAGAAGAAGAAAUUGAAAUGUUAAAACAAAAAUUAGAAGUUUUAACAAAUCACUAUGAGGAAAUGAAGAAAGAGUUGGCAACUACAACAUCAAAAUUCCAGCAAUAUGAGAAGAAGGUAACAGAAAACGCAGACACAAUGACAAAUUUGCAAAAUCAAAUUGAAAAUUUGACAAAACUUGGAAAUCCUUUAUACUUGAGAAAACAUAUCAGGAGAAUACUAGAGUUGGAAAACGAUCAAUCAGCUGAUGAUGAAUUAAUUGAAAAACUUAAAGAAUUAAUUCAUCAAAUUAAAACGAAAAAAUGCGAUAAAUGUGAAGUCAAAGAUGCAAAAAUAUCAAAUAUUGAAGAUAAACUCCAUGAAGCUACAGGAAAUGCUACAAUUUCACCAAUUGACGCAAUCGAAUAUUUGAAAAAUAAAAUUUCUUCACUAAACUCUGAAAUUGAAGCAUUAAAACAAAGCGAAACAGAACUGCAUAAUGAUCUCUAUGGAAUUGCUGUUAAUGAAUGCCAAACUCCAAGAAUUAAUGAGCAAAAAAUUAAUUCUAUGACAGUUCCUCAAGUUUAUGAACAUAUUAUGCACAGAGUUAAGAUAUUAAAGAGGAAUUCUGUGUCUGCUGAAGAAAUGGCCCAAAGAAUGUUCCAAGAAUUUUACGAAAAACUUAAUUCGGUCAUAAAAAAUUUUAAUGAAAUCACAAAUGAUGAAAUAACUAUUCCUCCAAUUGGACAGACUGAUGAAGAGAAAGAGGCAUCAAUUGCAAAGCUCAUUGAUAUUUUAAAGUCAUUGAAAAUCUCAAUAGACAAGAAAAUUGAACUUCAUUUACAAAAACAAGAUGAAUUGAACAAAGAAAUACAAAGAUUAGAAUUAGAAUUGGGAACAAUCGGCAGCAAAAUGUUGAACGCUUUGAACAUCAAGACUGAUCUAGCUAAUAACAAAGAACUUGUUAAUGUUGCUUUCAAAGCAUUAAGUGAUAUUCAAUCUCCUUAUUUAGAGAAAAUUGAUUCACUUGAAAAACGCGUAAAAGAAUUAUCAGAAGGAGUUUCUUCAAUUUACUCAAGAACAGUUUCUGUUUUCAAAGCAGAUCCUAAUGAGAAAUCUGUUGAUAUCCAAAUACAAACUAUGCACAGUAUAUUUAACACAUUAAAUGACAGGUUCUCAGAGAAAAGAGUUGUUAUAGAAAAUUCGGAAAAAAGAAUUGAAUUUUUGAGAUCUCAAAUUUCAUCAAUUGUCAUAAAAAUGUGCAAUGCUGUUGAUGGAGAUAUAACUCAGGAUCUUAAUGAGUUGAAUGACAAUGAACUUAUUGAUGAACUGUUUAGAUUCACACAGAUUAUGAUCUCGCCAACUUAUUCUGAUUCAUUUCUUUCUUCCGACCAAUUAAUGAAAACCCUUUCAUCUGUUACUAAAUAUUUCACUGAAGAAAACGCAGGAAAUCCUCUUGAAUUCAUCAAACUUAUUGUCAAACGCUUCUCUGAUCAGGAGAAGGCAAUUAGUCUUGUUUCAAACUUAGAUCCGAUUGUAGAAUCAAUGCUUAGGAAAGUUUCCGAGCUUGAAAAGUAUGAAAAACUAUCUGACGCAUUCCUCGACACAAGAAAUCGAUUAAAUAGAUUUAGAAUGAAAGUUGAAAAGAUUUCUCAAGUAACAAACCUUCCAGGGUUAUUGCAAGUUAUUAGGUCAUUAGCGCUGUUAACAGAUAUGAUUAUUUUAGCGAAUUUGUCUGAAUAG